This is a messenger RNA of Penicillium malachiteum, 678 nucleotides long. RefSeq lists its product as uncharacterized. The transcript is spliced from 2 exons. The coding region runs from base 1 to 678 and encodes 225 amino acids. The record is from RefSeq and is a predicted model, not a curated record. Lineage: Eukaryota; Fungi; Ascomycota; Eurotiomycetes; Eurotiales; Aspergillaceae.
AUGGGUCUGAUCAAGCGCUUCUUGAAGAUUACCGCUGCUGGCAGCGUAGCCACGGUCGGUGUCUUCUGGGGUGCCACGCGCAAUGACGUCUUUGAGCCGAUGGACGCCUCCGAUCCGAUCUUCCAAUCCCCCUUCUACAAGAAGUACAACCCCGAACAAAACCCUUCGCUGCAUGACCUCUGUGUCCGUCGUAUUCCUCUCGACAAGAUCAAGCCCGAGCUCCUGGAGAAGAAGGGCAAGCUGACUGAGGCCUUCUGUGCUGGUGUCUGGGGUGGCAUGGGUUACAUUGCCCAGCGUGCCUACUUUGCAAACAAAUUUCAGGGUCCCGAGACUGCUACUCACCUCUGGGAACGUAAGGACCUUCUUGCCAACACCUACGAGGUCGGCACUUUGAUUACCGAUCACUUCGAGGUCCUGGAGAAGACCGAAGACUGCAUUACUGUUCGCUGUGGUGAUACCCCCCGCAACCCCGAUAUUCGUCCCUCCGAUGGCCUCUUUGAGAUGGGUGCGGUGAUUAAACAGGAGGAAGGUGUGGCUGAGUUUACUCUGAAGAGCUGCUUCUACCAGGGUCUCGGCAAGGCCGACGCGGCUCCUAUGGGUCCUGUCAUUACCUGGUUGCACCAGCAAUACACCAAGUUGUGGAUGGAGACUGCUAUUCUGAAGAACUGUGUGCGGUAA